Molecule: messenger RNA, 699 nt
Organism: Talaromyces marneffei
Lineage: Eukaryota; Fungi; Ascomycota; Eurotiomycetes; Eurotiales; Trichocomaceae
Exons: 1
Coding region: 1-699 (232 amino acids)
Source: RefSeq, a predicted model, not a curated record
AUGUUGACUGUACAUCAUCUUGAGUGCAGCCAAAGCGAGCGCAUUGUCUGGCUUUGCGAGGAGCUUGCAAUAUCCUACGAACUGAAACGUUACAACCGAAGUCCCAUUUUUGCUCCGCCAGAGCUGAAGGCGCUCACACCUAUGGGCGGCGCUCCUAUAAUUACAGACUCUACUUUCGAUCCUUCAAACCCUUUGACAAUCGGUGAAAGCGCGGCGAUUGUCGAAUAUAUUGUCCAUAAGCAUGGCGGUGGGCGACUAAUUCUGUCUCCAUCCGACAAAAAUUACAGCGAUUAUUUGUACUGGUUUCAUCAGUCCAACACCAAUCUGCAGGGUGCCAUCUUCAGAGCUUUGCUUGUUGGACAAUUAAGGCUGGCGCCUGAAAAUCCGAUACAGAAAGGUGUAGACGCCAAGGUGAAGGCUAUAUUGAAUAUGCUUAACGAUCGGCUCAAUCAAGUAACGUGGUUGGCAGGAGAUGAGUUUACAGUGGCGGAUAUCAUGACAGUGACUUCUGUGACCACAAUGAGGUUUUACUACCCCAUUGAUCUCACUGGUUACGAUGGUAUUCUUUUAUGGCUUCAACGUGUCGGAGAACGCCCAGCCUACAGGUCUGCCAGGCAAAAAGGCGAUCCGGGACUGGUGCCUUGUUUGGGAGCUGCAACACCAGAACUGUUCCCGGCGUGGGCUGCCAUCUCGCAAUGA